AUGAAUGCAAAUUGUCAAGCUACGAGUGGUCAGUCAGACCAGAGGAAACAAGACACUUCCUUCGAAAUUGGUGGUUCUCGUUCCGGUGAGGCAGAAGGUGGGCGGAUCUUUCUACCACAUGCUGCUGCAUGGACAGAUGAUGUCGAAGUUAGCAUGUCAGCACAUCGCCAAUCUAAUUACACAACUCUCGUAGCACAAGCAACACACGUUGCGCCCAGAAAUUCAUGCUUCCGUAUCUGCUUGUAA
Protopolystoma xenopodis is the source of this 246-nucleotide messenger RNA. The record is from the annotation of a GenBank genome assembly. NCBI's taxonomy places the organism in Eukaryota, Metazoa, Platyhelminthes, Monogenea, Polystomatidea, Polystomatidae.